Messenger RNA from Pocillopora meandrina, 624 nucleotides. Lineage: Eukaryota; Metazoa; Cnidaria; Anthozoa; Scleractinia; Pocilloporidae. The record is from the annotation of a GenBank genome assembly.
AUGGAAAGCGGUUCAUCUAAAUCAACGUCUGCUCCCAAGGUAGAGACGGAUGAUUUUCUAAAAUGGUUUUGGGAAGGAACUAAUGGAAAUGACUUAAUCAAACGGCUGAACAGUUAUGCUCGUCAAGAGGAGAUGUCCGAUCGUAUUCGCCGAGAGAAAUUUAGUCCCCAUAUUUAUGGCGUACUCCUGAAAAAUUCUCCAAGUGAAAUAGAGGGUCACUGUAAGGCAGUUAAAGUUGGUUUUACUCAGCAGUCUAUCAAAAAGGGUGGCAACAAUCGAAUAGAGCAAAUAGAAGCGAAGCUUGAAAAGGAGAAAUUUGAUUCAACACCACUGUUUGUAGUUCCAAUCGGAUGCGUUGACACCACCAAGUUUCACGAUACAGAAGUUCGAAUACGAAAAAAGGUUGGUAGACCACUAAUGAAAGACAAGGCAGAGAAAUGGAAACUGCCUGUACCUACGGAGUGGGUUCUAACAACCCAAAACCACAUUGACAAAAUCAAAGAAAGGAUAAAAUCUAAGAAGGAGGAUGUAGAAAAGUCGGAAGAUUUGAUUGAUAUCUUUAAGGGUAUCGAUGCACCAACUGAUCUACCCAGCAAGUGUCAAAAUUUGGUGAUACAAGAAGAG